GUUUUCUGUGUAAUGAACACUUGUCUAAUUCAAGUCUCCUCACACAACUAUUACAUUAUUUUUGCUUGGAAUUGGAGAGAUCUUAGAGGACAAUGAAUCUAAGUUCAUUCACUCUCCUUGUACUGGUUUCAUAUGUGCAUGGUCAGUCAUUGACCUCUUCUGGCCCUGAGGUGAAGAAACCUGGAGAAUCAGUCACUCUGUCCUGUGUGGUUUCUGGGCUCUCCCUUAGCUGGUUGCACUGGAUCCGUCAGAAACCAGGGAGAGGACUAGAGUGGAUUGGGCGCAUUGAAAGUGGCACUGGCACUAUUUUUGCUCAGCCUCUACAAGGCCAGUUCUCCAUCACAAAAGACACUGGCAAAAACAUGGUAUAUUUGGAGGUGAAAAGCCUGAAGACUGAAGACACGGCUGUUUAUUACUGUGCAAAAGAUAGGGGUAGAAAUUAUGCUUUUGACUACUGGGGUAAAGGCACCCAAGUGACUGUCACAAGUAUGGAUCAAAAACCACCGGUUAUGUUUGCGAUGUCUCAGUGUGGAUCUACCUCUGGUUCCCGAAUUUUUGGUUGUUUGGCCACUGGGUUUUCUCCUGCUGAAUCACUCAGUUUCAAAUGGACCGAUCAAAGCGGAAGUGCCCUGACUGACUUCAUCCAGUAUCCUUCAGUAAACACUGAUGAUAAGACGUUAAAAAUCAGUCACAUCACUAUUACCAAUGAUACAUGGAAUCAAAUAGUGUGUGAAGCUGAGCACCUAUCGCAAAAAUUUAAACAAGUAUUCAAAAUAAUGAAUCCACAAACACCAACCCUGAGCCUGGUUCCUGUAACAACUCAGAAGAGCACAUUUGUCAUCUGUUUUAUUGAGGACUUUUACCCCAAAAACCUCACUGUAACAUGGAAAGUUAAUAAUACCAUCAGCCAGAACCAGCCAAAUCUGGAGUACAAAAACAAUGAAGAUACGGGUCUUUACACAGCUCAGAGUCUUUAUAAAGUUGGCAGUGAGAUAUGGAAUACUGAAACUUCCUAUAAUUGUGAAGCCACACACCAGGGCAUACCUCGAUCACAAACAAAAAACUUUAAAGCUACUUUUGCACUGACUCUGAAGCCACCCAUGGAUAGAGAAAUAUUCCUGCCAGAUGAAAAAAGUAAAUCCAAAGUUAUCUUAAAGGCUGUUGUUUCUGGAGUUGAACAGAAUGCAGUGAGAGAUGCUUCGGUGUCUUGCAAAGUUGAGAAUAAGCCUGUAACAGAUGUGAAAUCAGGUGAUGUCCAGACUUCUAAUGACAGCUCACAGUAUAUUAGAAUCCACAAUGUCACUGUUGAUCGCGAGGAAUGGUUUAAUGGUAAAACGGUCAUUUGUGCCACUCAACACACAAAUGGAAAAGAAAUCAAGGAGGAGAUCCAUUUUGAUAAAGGAGAUAAAACGAAGCCCGAUGUUUACAUUUACAGACCUGACGAUGAUACACUCACUUUUGUCUCUCUGGUGUGUGAGGUCACCAGCUCUCAACUUGGUGAUGUUUAUAUCAUGUGGACUGUGGGCGAUGGAAAUUAUAUUGAGGCCACUACCAGUGCUCCAAUCCGCCAAAACAAACGCACGUCUGUCCUCAGUAUUCUCACAGUGACUAAAGAAGAAUACCAAAAACACGCAAUCUCCUGUGCUGUCAAACAUGCCAGCAAUAACAAUGAAAGGCUGCCAUUAUUAAAACCAACACGCAAAAGUGAGCCACCAGAGCCAGAGAUGGGCUUUGCUUUGCACUGCAAUGAAGGUGUUUUGGAGGAGGAUGAGUUCAGAAGUCUCUGGUCCACUGCCACAUCAUUUAUCUUCCUCUUCCUGUUUUCUCUGACCUACAGUGCAGUACUCAGCUUCUUCAAGUGCCAUCAAACGUUCCGCCGUGACGGUGCUUUUGACUAUUGGGGAAAAGGAACAAUGGUGACUGUGGCAUCAGCUCAACCAUCUGCGCCGCAGUCACUCUUAGGCAUGUCUACGUGUGCUCCUGAGUCCGAUGGGUUCCUGACUGUCGGCUGCAUGGCAAGAGGUUUCUCGCCUGCGGACUCCCUUACUUUCGAAUGGACGGAUCCUAAUAAGGACCUGCUGAAUGAAUUCGUGCAGUAUCCAGCAAUCAGCCAAAAUGGAGUCAACAUCCAAAUCAGCCAUAUGCGCCUGAAAAAUAGUGAUUGGGAGGCCAAAAAAGGUUACACGUGUACAGCCAAAAAUUCUGCUGGCAAGCUAGUAGCUUCUGUUGAUAAACCAGCCCCACCGCCAGAUCAGCGUGCAUCUGUGUACUUAACAGCUCCUACAAAAAUGGAGCUAGACAAUGGAACGGCUACCUUCAUCUGCUUAGCCAAGCAGUUUUCGCCUAAAACACACUCGUUUAAGUGGUUUCAGGAUGGUAAGGAGGUGAAAAACGUGGUAACAGACAAAUGUCUAGAUGAGAAGAAAGGCAGCAUAACUGAAUAUAGUGCCGCAAGCAUUUUUCAAAUCAAUGCCACCGACUGGGUUAAUACAAACACCAAAAUUACUUGUGUGUUCGAGCACAAGGCUGGGGAUGAAACGAAAGAGGCUGAAUACACAGUCACCGACGCAGAGGAUCCUGGAGUUACUAUUGACAUAAUCCCUCCCUCAAUUGAGGACAUGCUGAAAAACAAAGCAGGAAAUCUGAAGUGUAAAGUUACAGGAGAUGUGGCAGGGUUUACCAAAAUGGAAAUCAAAGUGAGAGAAUCUAAAAACUCCAUCACAGAACACGAACAAAUCGGGAACAAAAAGAAUCUGGAACUUGAAGUUCGAAUAGGUUAUGCUGAAUGGAGCAAUGGCACAGAAUUUGUGUGCGUUGUGGAGCACAGUCUACUAGCAAUGCCUAAAGAAAAGGUGUACGUCAGAGAAAAUGGUGGUGAGCACAAGAGACCCACUAUUUACAUAUUAGCACCCCCAGAGCACAGAGAGGGAGAAACCAUGACCCUGACAUGUUAUGUGAAGGACUUCUAUCCCAAGGAGGUGUUUGUGUCUUGGCUUGCUAAUGAUGAACCUGUGAACUCGGGUGAUGGGUACAAGCAAAACACUACCACCCCAAUGCAGAUCAAUAACUACUUUUCCAUCUACAGUCAGCUCACUUUUGCUUCUUCUAAUUGGAAAGAGGGUACAGUGUACAGUUGUGUAGUGUACCAUGAAAGCAUUGAUCAAUCAUUGCAAGUUUUAUCAAGAUCUAUUGACAGUAAUACUGAUAAGUCUAGUAUAAUUAAUGUGAGUCUGAAUACCCCACCAUGCAAGGCAUAGACUGUUUUAUGUAUGUGGUGUCUGCCUAUUAUGCCUGUUAAGUGUUCAUCUUUUUUUGUUUUGUGUACUUUUUUUUUUUUUUUAAAUGACAUGUCCAUAUUUGUUAUUGUGUUUGUCUUUUAAUGUUUGUGUCUUUGUGCUUUUUAAACAUUUUCAUCACAUCACAUUGAAAAAAAAAACUAAUAAAAAAAAACUAAGCAUAUUUCCUGUGCA
This is a messenger RNA of Xyrauchen texanus (razorback sucker), 3470 nucleotides long. RefSeq names its product immunoglobulin mu heavy chain-like. The transcript is spliced from 14 exons. NCBI's taxonomy places the organism in Eukaryota, Metazoa, Chordata, Actinopteri, Cypriniformes, Catostomidae. The record is from RefSeq and is a predicted model, not a curated record. Bases 93 to 3257 code for a protein of 1054 amino acids.